This is a messenger RNA of Annulohypoxylon truncatum, 1024 nucleotides long. RefSeq names its product DSS1/SEM1 family-domain-containing protein. Gene Ontology annotation, cellular component: proteasome complex; proteasome regulatory particle, lid subcomplex. The record is from RefSeq and is a predicted model, not a curated record. Gene Ontology annotation, biological process: double-strand break repair via homologous recombination; mRNA export from nucleus; proteasome assembly. NCBI's taxonomy places the organism in Eukaryota, Fungi, Ascomycota, Sordariomycetes, Xylariales, Hypoxylaceae. The transcript is spliced from 3 exons. The coding region runs from base 197 to 502 and encodes 101 amino acids.
CGACAAGGUUGACAACAUCAAUUACCGAAACCCAUCAGCUUCGACCAAGCCUUGUUUUUAACUUCGUUCUAUAUUUCAGCCUCGCGGGCAAACACCAACACAAAUAGCAAAAAAAGGAUAUCACCGCCUGUCAUACACACCCCCUCAAACGACCAACUUCUCCAGUCAUAAAAAAAAAGAGGCACCGAAACGAACCAUGUCUGCACCGCCGAACAAGACCAACGAGAAGCCCGCGGCUGAAGCUGCAAAGCCGGAGCAAUCGCAGGCCCAACAGAAGAAGUCCGCCGCCGCGCUAGAAGAAGACGAUGAGUUUGAGGACUUUCCCGUAGAAGACUGGCCAGCAGAAGAGACCGAAGCCGCAACCACGACCGCAGCAGGCAGCAACGGCACCACGACGCAGCACCUAUGGGAGGAGAGCUGGGAUGACGACGACACGUCCGACGACUUCUCUGCGCAGUUGAGAGAAGAGCUCAAGAAAGUCGAGUCCUCGAAGCGAAGAUGAACUAGCCCGUCACUCCUAUCCGGCUCGAGCAUACCUACCAACCAACCAAACAGGUAUCUAGCAUAUCUAGGCACCUCAGCAAUAAGUGACGUGACAUAAGGAAAAGGGGUCCUCGUGAACUGUAUCUAGUUCCACUCGCCUCCGCGGCACAAUUCAUGGGAGGCAUGGAAGAUGCAGUGAGCAAGAAUUCGAUUAAUAGACAGACGGCUUUGGAACCGUCGUGACCAAGAUAACCAUAUUUGCACAAUUGCGGUGACUGCCUAUUGUCUACUUGUCCUACUACGUAGUCUAGAUGAAGAUAACAUUGAACGUAUGUAGGUAUUUCUGCAAAUCCACACAUCACGACUCCAAUCCUUGUCACUGUAGGUCAUUGACUGCCACACUAGUGUAAAUUUAAUACAUAUUUGUAUUUGUAUCUGGUAUUCGAUAUUCAUCUAAUUUUGCUACGUCAUAAAACAUUCAACACGUAACAUUAACAAUAAAGACACCGCCCAACCCAUCAGGUACCGUACCCUGCGACCC